Molecule: messenger RNA, 2966 nt
Organism: Teleopsis dalmanni
Lineage: Eukaryota; Metazoa; Arthropoda; Insecta; Diptera; Diopsidae
Product: activity-regulated cytoskeleton associated protein 1-like
Exons: 1
Coding region: 220-960 (246 amino acids)
Source: RefSeq, a predicted model, not a curated record
GCAUAGAAAAUUUAGUCUCAGACGAGAACUCGACGUUACAUAUUGAAUAACGCGGCAACAUUCGCCACUCUGGCUUUGUACGCUGUGAAAUCAUACAUCAAAGUUUAAUUAAUUAGAAAUAUAAAACUUUUAAAGUAAUUUUAUCACAAAAAAAAUCAAUAAUUGCGUGUUAGUUGUGCUUAGAUAACCACGGUAAAAAAACAAACAUAAACCAACAAAAUGGCGACACAAAUGAUUCCGAUGACAAAUGAACAACUACAGCAACUCAUCCAAGCUGUACGCGAAGCUGCGGUAGCCGAAGCGAAAGCAGCUGCCGCCUCCACAAUGACCGUUAAGUCCAAAGGCAGUUUCAGCAAUUGUCAAUCACGUUUCGGUGGACAACGUGAUCAUGAAGCUGUCGAGGAGUUCAUCACAUCGAUUGAAACAUACAAAGACAUCGAAAGUAUAACCGAUGAAGAGGCACUGAAGGGUAUCUCAUUGCUGUUCUAUGGCAUUGCUUCUACUUGGUGGCAAGGUGUACGUAAAGAAGCCAAACAAUGGCAUGAUGCGUUGGCACUUAUACGCGAUCAUUUCUCGCCCACCAAACCCGCAUAUCAAAUUUAUUUAGAAAUCUUUGAGAAGAAACAAGAUGAUAGCACUGCCAUUGAUACCUUCGUAUGUCACAAACGCGCCUUAUUAGCACAAUUGCCCACAGAUCGUCACGAUGAAGACACUGAGCUCGAUUUGAUUUACGGUCUACUCAAUAUAAAAUACCGUAAACACAUUGCACGUCACGAUGUAAAGACAUUCCGUGAGUUACUCGAACAAGGGCGUAUUAUCGAGCAUAAUAACUUAGAAGACGAAACAACAAACAGUGGUCCAGCACGUGGUGCAAAGGGUACAAAACGUUGCACAUAUUGUAAUUAUCGUGGUCAUACCACUGAAGAAUGUCGCAAGCGUAAAGAUGCUGGCGACAAAUAAUUGCACAACAACAACACAACGCAAAAAAUAACAUGAUGUCAUCCAACAGAUAAGCAGACUUCCAAAAAAGAACAACUUACGAUGACGUCAUGUAUAAAAGCUUUUGACACUGGAAGUGAGUAAAAAAACAACGCCAACAUAAAAAUGCAGACCGGUUGGGUAUACAGCAGAACGUAUGAAAUUUUUACGAUUUCAGAAAAGUCAAUACCAGAACCAGUUCCAGUUCCAGUCUACUCAAUCAUCUGUAAUUAAGUUAUAUUAUUAUAUAUAUUUGGCUGUAGUGUACAAAAGUAUUAAUUAAUAAUUUCUCUAGGAAUUCUCUCUAGAAUAACUAAGUGGUUUCUUAAAAUGUGGCUUCUAAACCAUUGUGGACUUAGAUAGACCAGACUUCGGCUUCACGGUGUUACUGUGUUGUUGUUAGUUUUCUAAGCACAUUAUGGCUAUGUAAUUGCUGGUAUUGAUGGUCUUGAUUGUUAUUUACGAAACUAAUAUUUGAGUCAAGUUCUUUAUUAGCGGUUGAAGUCACAUUUUGGGUUCACCAACACACGCCGAUUUGGCUGCGUACGCCAGCUGCGGCUCGCAGGCUAUGAUCGCCAGCAACCUCUUAUCCAAAUCCGUUACCAGGAUUUAAUAAAUGCUUGCUUCGCAUUUAUAACCAAUGAACCAAACAAUGUACUACUCGAGCACUUUUUCGGCUGAAAUCGACUGCAGUUUUUUGCUUUGUGUACAAUCUAUACAAGAUUUGGUAGUGCUCUCUUAGAAGUGUAUAUGUUACGGUUGCAGUUGGUGAAGAAAUUUGCUAAACACAUGUCUUACGUCGUCGAUCCCGCGGGGUUGGCGGUUUUUUACGUGUGACACAAGCAAGUUUUAACAUCAACGGACUGCAACAUUGCCUUUUUUAGGGAGUGUUACUAUCUUUUUUAUGACUGAACUGAUUGCAAAUUGCUGUUGAGAAGGAAUACGUUAAGGUAGCUCAAAACCCCCGUCGCUUGGUAUUUAGUGUACUUUUAAAAAAAAUUUUUUGUCAUGCCGAUGAGUAGCAAUACAAACUGGCAUCUAUGAAAAAUCGCACAACUUUUUUUUCAACUGUGCUUUAUCUAUUAAGUGACAAAAAACCGAGGGAAACCUCACCCCGCCGUAUUUGCAUGUUGCACUAUAGUUACUAAUUAUGACGGUUAUGUCACUGAGUAGCAAUACUUGGUGACGUUACUGUUGUUCUUUUUAUCUUCGUGCCGUGUGCAAAUUGGCAAAACCUUGUUAUUAACCGAAGUGCCUUUAAUUUCUUGUGUUCUAUAAGAGCUUAAUGGAGUUCUAUAGAUUUUUUGUAGUAAUGAAUUUCAAAUGGCCAAUUACAACUUAAACUACUUCGGUAGUUUUUGUGAGUGUUGGCUAAUUUGUUAUUCGGCGCUGCUCUGGGUUUAUAGUUCUUCUUAUUAAGUACAUAAAGAUCUCGCAAUAUUUUGUAGGUAAUUGGGGGUAUGACGAAAAAUUGAAAAAUGAAAAAUUUCAAAUUUAAAAUGAAUUACUCGAUUUGUAUUAAUCGAUUUUUUUGCAAUUAAUUGUACAACGAUGGCUGCGGACGCCAUUCGUGCAAAUGGUUCGCCAUUACUUCAACAAUUUUAAUUGUUAAACUCUUACAAUUUUGUCGCUAAAGGCACGCCAACCAAUCCCCUGGUUCUUAAUUCGUCAAAGGUAUCUCUGUCACAUUCUAAAGAAUGACUUUUCAGCCUAUGACUUUUUUGCAUCCAACGCUUUUUGAUUAUAUAUUCUUAUACAAUAUUUCCAAAUACUUCACAUUGUCCACUCUAUUCCAUUAGCUUUAUAUUCAUUAUAUAAAGAAAAGUAUUAUUUAAAAACUUUUGAAAUAUUUAUAAGAUGUUAACUCAGAGAGCAUCACACUAAUGUAUCUAAUAACAAUGUUUGUAAUUUUUUUUCAUUUAAAGAAAUUGUAAAUAUAUGAAUCAAAAAUAAGACUUGUCCAUAGUUUUAAGGGUUUAGAUAUAAGC